AUGGCAUUGAGAGAGCCUCCAACAGAAGCUCCAUCGCACCAAGCGUCGGAUGCGCGACUGUCAGAAAAGAUGGACAAUGAUCCAACAUUGACGUCUUCGAGUCAAGAUACGAAGCUAGAUGGUGAACUUGAUGGCAACCAAAGCCCAGAAACGAAAGAACUCACUAGCGUAUUUCCCGCCAAAGAUGAAAGCCCAGAACCAGUAUGGGCUCAUGGCCUUCAACUUUGGGUCAUCAUGGUCGCCGUGACUCUAGUUGUCUUUCUCAUGCUACUCGAUAGGACUAUUAUUGUCGCUGCUUUUAAGCCCAAGUGGACCUUCCUCGUAUUCUUCAUCAUAUUUGAAAUCGGCUCCUUACUUUGCGGGGUUGCGAGGUCUUCGCCUAUGUUGAUUGGAGGAAGAGUAGUUGCUGGCGCAGGAGCUUCUGGAAUGUUCAAUGGAUCCCUGAUUAUUAUUGCGGAAAGCGCUCCUAUGGAGAAAAGACCAACUCUAACUGGAAUUGUAAUGGGUCUUGGGCAACUUGGUCUAGCUAGCGGUCCAUUAUUAGGUGGCUUGUUCACUGAAUUCAUCACUUGGAGAUGGUGUUUCUAUAUCAAUCUUCCCAUUGGUGCUUUGGUGGUUGCACUAAUAGGCUUUGUCCGCAUCCCCCAACAACACCCUAGACCUCUUCCAAUGUCCGUCUUUCGAUCAUUACAUACACACCUCGAUCUUUUAGGAUUUUCCAUCUUCUCUAGCGCCUUAAUUAUGCUGCUACUUGCCUGUCAGUACGGUGGUACCAUAUAUCCUUGGAACAAUUCUCGGAUCGUCGGCCUCUUUGUUGGUUCUGGGGUCACAUUCAUUGUUUUCCUAGCCUGGAAUUACUAUAAAGGCGAUGAAGCUCUGAUUCCGAUAUCGAUCGCCUGCAUGAAAACCGUUUGGACGAGUUGUAUAGUAUAUGGAUUGAUGAUGAGUAACUUAUACCUUGCUUCUUACUGGGUACCAGAGUACUUUCAGGGAGUUAAGGGCGUUUCUCCAACCAAAAGCGGUAUCUAUCUUCUGGCAAUGAUUAUUGCUCAUGUCUUCGCUGCUCUGGCUUCAGGACCUAUUGUCGGCAUAGUAGGCUACACUAUACCGAUAGCUCUUUUCUCCUCAGUCUUGUUAUCAGUCGGUUGUGGCCUUUUUGGUACCUUCACACCUCACACUUCGGUUGGAAAAUGGCUUGGAUACCAGAUUCUCUACGGAGUCGGCCGCGGUCUUGGAAUUCAAAUGCCGAUCCUCUCGGUUCAGAAAACCGUGCCACCCAAAACUAUCCCCCUUGCUAUGGCACUCGUCACAUUCAGUCAAUCAUUUGGAGCAGCCCUAUUUCUCAGUCUUGGUGAAACUAUAUAUAGCAACAGUUUUCAAACUCUGAUUCCCCAAUACGCACCUGGAGUCAAUGCUACCAAAGUCAUUGAUGCUGGAGCUACAGCAUUCCGAGGCUUUCUUUCCGGGGACGAACUCGAGGGUGUGUUGAACGCUGAUGCCAAGAGUAUAGAUUGCAUUUUCUAUAUGGCGGCAGGGCUGGCUGCUGGUUGCUUUGUUUUUGCAUGGGGAAUGGGAUGGAAGGAUUUGCGAGCGAAGAUGCACGUGUCGAAGGUUUAG
Molecule: messenger RNA, 1617 nt
Organism: Botrytis fragariae
Lineage: Eukaryota; Fungi; Ascomycota; Leotiomycetes; Helotiales; Sclerotiniaceae
Product: putative mfs multidrug transporter protein
Exons: 8
Coding region: 1-1617 (538 amino acids)
Biological process (GO): transmembrane transport
Molecular function (GO): transmembrane transporter activity
Source: RefSeq, a predicted model, not a curated record